AUGUCCCAGGUGUCCUUGAACGCAGCCCGUGUGUGGCCUCAGCUGGGCUCGCUCACGUGCGCCCAGCCCGUAAAUAGCGCAGUUUCGGAUCGCACUGGAACGCACCACUCAGCGCCGUGUCUCUGUCUCUGUCUCUGCUCUCUCCAUCCACAUCCACACUCAUCUCCUCUCAACACAACACAACACCACCACGCCGACAUGGAUGCGCUCAGGUCGGCAGGACGCGCCAUCAUCCGCAGCCCCAGCAUGGCCAAGCAGUCGUGGACGUCGGGCAGACACAGAAAGCUGCCGGAGAACUGGACAGACACACGGGAGACCAUCCUGGAGGGCAUGAGCUUUAACCUGCGGCACCUGGGGAUGACCCUGGUUGACCAGCCCAAGGGUCAGGAGCUGUCAGCCGCCGCAGUAAAGAGGAUCGUGGCCACGGCCAAAGCCAGUGGCAAAAAGCCUCAAAAAGUCUGCCUCAAAAUCUCUCCAAACGGAAUCGCUGUGUACGACUGCGCCGCGGACAAGCUCCUGGAGAACGUCUCAAUAUACAGGAUAUCCUACUGCACCGUGGACAAGCUGCACGACAAAGUCUUCGCCUACAUCGCCCAAAAUACUCUGAACGGAACGCUGGAAUGUCACGCCUACCUCUGCUCCAAGCGGAAAGUGGCCCAGGCGGUCGCUCUGACAGUCGCACAAGCCUUCACAGUAGCGUUUGAACUCUGGCAAGUGGCUAAAGAAGAGAAAGGGAAGCGGGCCAAGUCUGGUUCGGCCGGCGAGUCCAGCAACAGUUGUCGUUCAGAGAGGUCCAACAGCCUGGGCAGUGUGAAGGGCACAGACGUUGCCACGGACAACCUGCUGGACUUUGACGAUCACAGACAUGAGACCAAUGGGAACGCAGAGGCGGAGCAGCUGGAUAACCAUCGGCCUCAGGAGAGCAACAACAACCCGCAAUGGGAGAUCGAGGACGGUUUGGACGAAGCUUUCUCCAGCCUGGCAGUGUCCCGUAGUAACCCCCAGGUCCUGGACAUUGGGGUGAUGCCCCAGGACUGGCUCACGCAGCCCGACUGGGACCAAGGCACCAACGCCAACAACCACAACUGCACGAGCCCGUUCGGAGACGACAUCUUUGCCUUCUGA
Knipowitschia caucasica is the source of this 1125-nucleotide messenger RNA. Lineage: Eukaryota; Metazoa; Chordata; Actinopteri; Gobiiformes; Gobiidae. The record is from the annotation of a GenBank genome assembly.